Panicum hallii is the source of this 1688-nucleotide messenger RNA. RefSeq names its product berberine bridge enzyme-like 4. Gene Ontology annotation, molecular function: oxidoreductase activity; FAD binding. The record is from RefSeq and is a predicted model, not a curated record. The coding region runs from base 11 to 1591 and encodes 526 amino acids. NCBI's taxonomy places the organism in Eukaryota, Viridiplantae, Streptophyta, Magnoliopsida, Poales, Poaceae. The transcript has a single exon.
GCUUGUCCAAAUGGCAGAUUCCGAAAAAAUGGCACUAGCUUUGGCCAUAUUGUGUUUUUUGUGCGGCAACGCCUUCCUCCCUUCAUCAGCCUCCUCCGAUUCCUUCCUCCAAUGCCUCUCGGCGAUGAUGCCGAGCCAGCUGGUGUACCAGCAGAGCUCGAGCGGCUUCACGUCUGUGCUGGAGUCCUCCGUCCAGAACCCCAAGUUCCUGACCAACACCACGGUGGGGCCGCUGUGCAUCGUCACGGCGUCCGACGUCUCCCACGUCCAGGCCGCCGUGCGCUGCGGCGGCUGGCACGGCGUGCGCCUCCGCGUGCGCAGCGGCGGGCACGACUACGAGGGCCUGUCCUAUCGCUCCGUCCGGCCGGAGGUGUUCGCGGUGCUCGACCUCGCCAGGCUCCGCGGCGUGCGCGUCGUCCCCGGGGAGGGCAGCGCGUGGGUGGACGCCGGCGCGACGCUGGGCGAGCUCUACUACACCGUCGGCACGACCAACCCGGGGUUCCUGUUCCCCGGCGGUGCGUGCGCCACGGUUGGCGUCAGCGGCUUCAUCAGCGGCGGCGGCAUCGGCCUGAUGAUGCGCAAGUACGGCGUCGGGGGCGACAACGUCCUCGACGCUAGGAUCGUGAACGCCAACGGUGACGUCCUCGACCGGGCCGCCAUGGGGGAGGACCUCUUCUGGGCCAUCCGCGGCGGCGGCGGCGAGAGCUUCGGCGUCGUCGUGGCGUGGCGGCUGAAGCUCUCCAGGGUCCCGCCGACAGUGACGGUGGUCAACAACCUCCGGACCAUGGAGCAGGGCGUCGCCGACCUCCUCGCCAAGUGGGAGACGACCAUCCUCACCCCCUCCCUACCGGACCUCACCAUCCGGGUCGUCUUGCAGGAGAGGCACGCCUUCUUCCAGACUUUCUACCUCGGCCGGUGCUCGGACCUCCUCCGCACGGUGCGCGGCGUCUUCCCGGAGCUCGGCAUGACGGCGGCCGACUGCAACGAGAUGAGCUGGCUGCGCGCCAUGGCGUUCAUCUACUUCGGCAACACCAACACCCCCGUCGAGGGGCUCCUCAACCGGACCAACUCCCUGGGCACCUACUUCAAGAGCAAGUCCGACUACGUGCGCCGCGCCGUCGGCCGGGCCGGGUGGGAGAGCCUGUUCCAGCAGCAGCUCUCCAGGAACGGCAACAUGCUCAUGAUCCUGGAACCGCAUGGCGGCGCGGUCGGCGGCGGCAACACGAACGCGACCUCACCGUACCCGCACCGCCGGGGCGUGCUGUUCAACAUCCAGUACGGGUCCAUGUGGUGGGGCGAGGCCAACGGCACCGCGGCGGCGACGGCGCUCGAGUGGCUCGACGGCCUCUACGGGUUCCUGGGGCAGUACGCGACCAGCAACCCCAGGGAGGCCUUCGCCAACUACCGCGACCUGGACCUCGGCCAGAACGUCGUCGGCCGCGACGGCGUGUCGUCGUACUCGAGCGGGAGGGUGUGGGCGGAGAGGUACUUCAUGGGAAACUACCGGCGGCUGGCGGCGGUGAAGGCGCUGGUGGAUCCCAGUGACUACUUCAGGAACGAGCAGAGCAUCCCACCACUCCCAAAGACUUGAGACAUUUUGCAUGGCCAUGGAUGUCUUGUUUGCUGAGGGUUUAUGGUGCACCGUACCUAAAAUAGAUUUGAGAUUAAAGAUUUGAGAUUUGAGAUUA